UCUUCUAUGUCAAAUUGCUCGUGUCCAUUUCGCUCGUCGCAAGAAACUGAGUUAAAAAUGUUGUUACUACUCUGCGUUUUCGCUGCUGCUGCGAUACUUCAAGCGUCAGCUGCGAGUAUAAACGAAAUUCCGAAAAUCGUGGGAGGUACCGCAGCAGAGGACGGACAGUAUCCCUAUCAAGCUUCUCUUCGCUAUAAGAACCGUCAUUUCUGCGGAGGAUCGGUGUUAAACGAAAGAUGGAUACUGACAGCUGCUCAUUGCUUACAAAGUUUCAAUGAUUCAGGUAUAACUGUAGUGUUAGGCACGAACACUUUGGACAAGAGUGGCGAUAUGUACCAGUCUGAGAAAGUAAUUAGCCAUCCGAAAUACAGUUCCGCAUUGAUCAGAAACGAUAUUGGUUUGAUCAAGCUGGAUAAGGACAUCGUCUUUGGAGACAAGGUGCAGCCCAUCGGGCUGCCUAACGAGAACUUCAGCAAAGUGGACUAUCCUGCUGUGUUAUCGGGUUGGGGAACGACCAGCUAUCCGGGACAAACGCCGAACGAGCUGAAUCACAUCCAGCUGAGCGUGAUCGAUCAAAAACAAUGUUUAAACGCCAGCUAUCGCAUUACCAACGACAAUAUCUGCACGCUUAACAAGAGGGGUGAAGGCGCUUGUCACGGCGACUCUGGUGGUCCUCUGGUUGCCGACAACGCGCAGAUCGGCAUCGUUUCCUGGGGAAUACCGUGCGCGAGAGGUCGGCCGGACGUCUUCACUCGCGUCUACAGUUAUAUCGAUUGGAUCAAAGAUCACAUUAGGACUCGGCUAGGGGAGAGGAUGGUUAGCAUGAGCUCUAUGCUCGUGGAGACAGUCAGUAUAAACUAUGAGGAUUUUAACGAGAGUUUUUUAACGUGCGGCACGUGUCUUUGCGUUUACGACGGCGGAGAGCACACCCCUAAAUUGUUACCAUGUUCACAUACGGUAUGUCUGCACUGUCUAACAAGAAUUGCCGCGUCUCAGACUCGCGAGACUGGUGCCUUUCGAUGUCCCAUUUGCAGAGAGUUAAUAACAAUUCCUCGCGGUGGAGUUCCUGCCUUACCACCUAGUUUCCUCGUGAAUCAACUGCUCGAUCUUAUGUCCAGACAAAGACGAGAGGUCAUUCCGAAAUGUUCAGUUCACAUAAAUCAAGAGUUGCUAUUUUGUGAGACAUGCGACACAGUAUUUUGUACAGUAUGCACCGGUGGUAAUCAUGCAGGAACGUCGCCAGGUUGUACCGAACACACCAUCAUACCGUUUAGUAUAGCGAUAAAAAGGAUGUCAGAGAUUUUACUCUACAAAGCUAAUGAAUGCAUAUCUAAGUUGACCCAAGCCCAAGACUCUGUGACUACGGAGUUACAGCGUUUGGAAGCUUCCACAGAAAGAUGUCUGAGCGCUGUGGAUAAUGAAUUUGCAGAUAUCAUUGCGAAGAUAGAAAGGAGACGGACGGAACUGCAAGAGGCCGUUGCGGCUGCCGCGAGAGAUAAGAAACACGUGUUAGAGGAGCAACACGCUCUUAUAGAAGCUGAGAAGAAUAAAGUACAACAAGAGUGCGAAGGUUUACAAUAUCAGGUCGAAGUACGAAACAUCACACAAAGAAUCGGUAGUUUAUCCGAUCAACUCGACGCGGCAUCGGCACUUAGCGAACCUAAAGAAAACGCCUUUAUUACAUUCGAAUUUAAUCAUAAUAAUGCUCUUUCUCAGUUAGAGGAAGCACUUAAUAACUUAGGAAGAGUACGUUCUAGUACAACAUUGCCAGGUCUGUGCAGAGCCCGGUUGAAGGACCCUGCCAUAGUUCGACUACAGGCUUCUGUGAUAGUAGAGACUGUCGACUAUCACGGGCACCCUAGAAACGUUGGAGGCGAUCUUAUUACCGCAGAACUAACUUUAGCAGAUAGCAUUCACCCCGAGAACCAAAGUUCUAACAUCGAAGCUGAAGUAAUUGAUCUGGAGAACGGUACAUACGAAGUACUGUUUCGACCACCAUCCGCGAGUCGCUAUGUUCUAAAGAUAUCAGUCUUCGAGAGGCCUAUCAAAGAUUAUCCUUUAUUCUUCGACGCGACCGAACAUAACGAACCGGUAAAAAUAUAUGGGAAACAAGGCCACGGGAAGGAUGAGUUCCAUCAACCGGUGGCAGUCGCCAUUGAUGAUGACAGCAUGAUUUAUAUUUUGGAUACUGGGAACUCGCGGAUAAAAGUGCUCAACUGUGAUCUGGAGUUUCAAAGGCACAUAACUAACGAGGGUCUCGACGGUCGCAGUUGUACAGGUAUCAGUGUCUCGCAACAAGGUCUCGUCGUCGUCAAUUGGAGAACGCGAAAAGUUACGGAACUAAGUACUCUGGGCGAUACUAUUAAAUCUUUCUCCCACAAUGCGUUCAAAGCACCGAUCGAUGUCUCGGUGGAUCGGAGUUAUGGUCACAUACUUGUCGCAGAUAAUGGUCAGAGUUGCGUUUUCGUAUUCGAUUCCGAUGGUAAAAUUCUCUUCCAGGUGGGAACGUUCAAACAAAUUACUUCCGUGACCGUCGGACCCAACGGUGAAAUCAUAGUCGCUGAUAGUCGCAUUCAAGUAUUUUCUGCUAAAGGAGAUUUUUCCGAAGAAAUUUAUGCCGAAGGCAAAGGGAAAGGUACUUACGGAGGUUUGGCCGUUGAUUCGGAGGGCAGGAUACUUGGUAGUCGUACCGAGAAAGGUCGCAGCAUAAUCCAAGUUCUGAAAUUAGGAGGAGGUAAUAUAUUAACUGAGAUCGAUUCGUAUAGUUCGAAACUACGACGUCCUUCACGUAUCGCAGUAUUACCUGACAAUCACUUAGUAGUUGUAGACUUGGGAAAUGAUUGUAUAAAAAAAUAUAGAUACUGGUAAAACUAA
This is a messenger RNA of Ceratina calcarata, 2874 nucleotides long. RefSeq names its product tripartite motif-containing protein 2. Gene Ontology annotation, molecular function: serine-type endopeptidase activity; zinc ion binding; protein binding. NCBI's taxonomy places the organism in Eukaryota, Metazoa, Arthropoda, Insecta, Hymenoptera, Apidae. The record is from RefSeq and is a predicted model, not a curated record. Gene Ontology annotation, biological process: proteolysis. The transcript has 15 exons. The coding region runs from base 7 to 2868 and encodes 953 amino acids.